This is a messenger RNA of Olea europaea var. sylvestris, 1103 nucleotides long. RefSeq lists its product as uncharacterized. Gene Ontology annotation, cellular component: eukaryotic translation initiation factor 2B complex. The record is from RefSeq and is a predicted model, not a curated record. Gene Ontology annotation, biological process: translational initiation. Lineage: Eukaryota; Viridiplantae; Streptophyta; Magnoliopsida; Lamiales; Oleaceae. Bases 195 to 722 code for a protein of 175 amino acids. Gene Ontology annotation, molecular function: guanyl-nucleotide exchange factor activity; translation initiation factor activity. The transcript has a single exon.
UCAAAACAGCACUUUGGAGGUUAGCACACUAUGUUAUUUUAUUUAUUUAUUAACUAAUUCACCUUUUUAACGUCUUCUGCGUUCUUCGUCCAAUCGAAAUCUCACAAACUACUUGGGGAGAUUUCAUUUUCGCCCAUAAUCACAUAUUCUGAUUCCCAAUUAAAAAAUUAUACCUCUCAAAAAGUUCUUAAUAAAUGUGGCACGGAUCGGCUUCCUUCAUUCUUGACAAACGACGAAACGACACCGUACUAAUCCCCGAGACCCGCCCCGCCACGUCAUCCGCCUCUCCCAUGGCUUCCGAAAAUCCUCAACCCCAGCAAAAGCAAAACCCUGACCCUCAUAUCUCUCUCUAUUACCAAACUCGCGCUGCUCACCAUGCCGUCGUCACUAGUGACUGGCUGGCUCAGGCUCAAGCCGCUGUUGGCCGUCACCGAGAUGAUGCCGUUUCAGAUAAUUCCUCCGCCGGAGGAGAAGAAUCUGGAAAUGCUUUUAGCGUGAUUGAUGAGUUCAAUAACUGGAGGAAACAGCCGGAUUUAGCAGAGGCCGUGGCGGCUAUUAGGGCUUUGGCUUCCGUUAUUAGGUCAAGCCAAGCCACCACUAUGAUGGAGCUGGAAAUUGAGCUAAAAAAGGCCUCCGAUUCUCUCAAAGUACGCGAACUUGUUUUCUUAUUUUUCUCUCAUUUUAUAUUACCUUAUCCAUUCUUAUGGAUUUCCCUUUUCUAGAUUAUAUUAUAGCUAUCCCUGUUUAGAAAAUAAGAUUAGUAUUAUGGCCGAUAGAUGCAGUCAAUGGAUUUGAGUUGGACUCGAGUGAGAACGGCUAUAAUUUUUUCCAACUUCUGAUCAAUGUCGGAAAAUUUUAUUCGAGAUGUUAAACUUUGAAGCUGUGGUGUUUAUGUAGCCAUGCACAAUAAUGUUUAUAAAUGCAACUUGAGUGUACUGGUAUGUAUCCCAAGUCUAGAGGUUAUAUUACGAGAUUCUGCAUCGUAUCCUGAAGUUCUCUGUCCAUGAAAGAGAUGUCUUUGUUCUCUGAGGAAAUUUAUGUUCAAUGGGAUAAUAUCCGUCAAAUUUAUUGACCCUUGCAAUUGCAUGAUAUAUGAAGAUUUU